This is a messenger RNA of Brienomyrus brachyistius, 4772 nucleotides long. RefSeq names its product myosin light chain kinase 2, skeletal/cardiac muscle-like. Lineage: Eukaryota; Metazoa; Chordata; Actinopteri; Osteoglossiformes; Mormyridae. Gene Ontology annotation, biological process: intracellular signal transduction; positive regulation of apoptotic process; protein phosphorylation. The record is from RefSeq and is a predicted model, not a curated record. Gene Ontology annotation, cellular component: nucleus; cytoplasm. The transcript is spliced from 14 exons. Bases 258 to 2573 code for a protein of 771 amino acids. Gene Ontology annotation, molecular function: ATP binding; protein serine/threonine kinase activity.
GGGGGUCACGCUCUUCCUCAUCUGGAAAGGUGAAGCUGCUUUGAAUGAAGAAACAAGCUCAAAUGGAAACAAGCUAAAUAUUAAAAUACAAGGCUAAAAUACAAGGAUCUAAAUUUUUGCCAUUUUUUAUGACUUUUCAAAUGAUUUUAAGCCAUUUUACAUUUUUACUGUUUAAGGAUUAAAUGUCUUCCCCAAUCCAGGUUUUGAUUGGUCACGGUUAGACGAUUUGUUUCUUUGCAAUUUGUCAUACAGAUAAAAUGAGUUCAAAAGUAGUUAAUUCACUGGCAAAAGUUUUUGACCCCAAAUCUGUCUCUGUCAUGGGAAAACCAGGGAAGCUACCCACGGAAGUUGACGGACACCCUGUAACCUUCUCCCACAUCCAGACUAAGAUCGAUUCUUUGAGUGACAAGAUAGACAAGCUCAUCCACAUCCAGGAGAAGGUUCUCCACCGGCUGGAUGGCUUGUCUCAGGACAUCGACGGCAUUGAAAAGGACGUAGAGACACUGAAGGUGGACAAGGAGGAGAUCCAUCUGCUGCCCCCCAAGCAGCAGGAUGUGAAAGUCACCAACGAGAUGAAAGUGAUGUGCCAGGAGAUGAAUAGCGUCAUAUCAGCCGUUAGCCAGAGGUCUGAGCAACACUCCAGAAAGCUGGACGGGAUGGAGAGAUUGAUGAUGGGCAUCCAGCAGGUCGUCAGCUUAAUCGGAGAAAAUGUAAAGACCUCCUGCCUUAUGGAGUUGCUUUUCAAAGACCCUCCAGCUCGGAAGGCCAGGGCCACGACGAACAAGCUGAGAGAACACAGAGGACGUGCAAAUCUAAAGGCCUCGAAAUCCCAGAAGAAGAAAAAGUCUCCAGACACACCAGAAAUAGCCGCCUUAAGGAAACAGGUCCAGCUCCUUGAAGAAGUUCAGAGAUUCAACUGGGUGAAUGCUGAGAGACUGCACCAAGACCAGCAAGACAAAGCUCAUGAGGUUGGAGGUAGGGUGGACGAUACCUUGGAAGAGGAAAGUUACAUAGAUCCCACCCUGAUAAAUAUUAUCCCAGAUGCUCCCCGCAUCCCUGUGGGAGAAGAGGUCGGGGUUUCGGGACAGAAAGGAAAGAAGAUCACGGAGUUGGACAAGCUGGGGAGGGACAAGCCACUGAUUCUUAUCAAGCGUAAAGACGAGGAUGACAAAUGGGAAGGAGAACCAGGACGUGUUCAGGUUCAUGAUGAAGUGGAGGCCAAGGAAGAGGAAGAGGAAGAGGAAGAGGAAGAGCAACAGGCAGACAUGGCCAUUUGUGACAGUGAACAGCCCCCAGACAAUGACGGAACUGAACCGAAAAAUCUUCUUACAGAAAAUGGUCCUGCCAUAGAAGCUUUCCAAUCCGUGAACAGCCAUGAAAAAAACAUACAAGUGUUUUGUGAGUUGAUGGUGGAGCUUAAUCAGACCAGUGAGGGCAUUUCCUAUAGGAAAUCGGACGUGACAAAAGGAGACCUUGAAAAGGAUGAACAUGUGAAAGACAAUGAUUCUGACAUGACAGCACAAAUGGAGGAGGAGGAGGAGGAGGAGGAAAAAGAGAGGAUGGACAGGGCAGAGGUAGAGAUGGAAGAGUCAGAUGUGGAAGAAGAUGCAGAAGAGACUGAAGAGUACUUCAUAGACUGCAGCCCACCUCCCUCUGCCCCCUUCAAGCAUCGCGUCGUGUCAGCCAAACCCAACCAAAUCUCCAACUUCUAUGCGAUCAACAAACAGGAAAUCCUCGGAGGUGGUCGUUUUGGCCAAGUGCACAAGUGCAUAGAAAAUUCAUCAGGCCUUACAUUUGCUGCAAAGAUCAUCAAAGGAAAAUCCCCGAAAGAGAAGGACUUUGUGAAGAAUGAGAUUCAGGUGAUGAACCAGCUAGACCAUGCUAACCUGAUCCAGCUAUAUGCUGCCUAUGAAUCCAGGACUGAAGUCAUUCUUGUCUUGGAGUACGUGGAUGGAGGUGAGCUGUUUGACAGGAUCAUCGACGAGAACUACAAGCUGACUGAGUUGGACUCUGUCAUGUUCAUCCGGCAAAUUUGUGAUGGGAUCCAGCACAUGCACAAAAUGUACAUCCUGCAUCUGGACCUUAAGCCAGAGAACAUUAUGUGUGUGAGCAGAAUCACAAACAAGAUCAAGAUCAUUGACUUCGGGUUAGCCAGAAAGUAUAAUCCCCAGGAGAAGCUGAAGGUGAGCUUCGGUACACCGGAGUUCCUUGCCCCAGAGGUGGUUAAUUAUGAUUACGUCUCUUUCUCCACGGACAUGUGGAGCUUGGGAGUCAUCACCUACAUGCUGCUCAGCAGCCUGUCACCUUUCCUCGGGGAUGAUAACAACGAGACUCUGAACAACAUCCUGGCCUGCCAGUGGAGCUUUCAGGAAGUGGAAUUUACUGACAUUUCUGAGGAAGCAAAGGAUUUCAUCUCCAAACUCCUUGUUGUCAAUAAAAGCUGGAGGAUCAGCGCUUCAGAAGCUCUGAGACAUGCCUGGCUCUCAGAUCCAGUGCUUCACCACCAUCUCCAUGAAAAGAAGAACAUGUGCCGCUCUCGCCGGUCAUCCUGUGUUACCCUGUGCAAUCCUUAGACGAGUCCACAUUGAAGCCCCAGGGGUUCCGUGUGCUACCUGCCGACACGAAGGACUCUCCUGCCCUUCACGUGCGCCCGUUCCCCCAGUACCAGUGUGUCAUCAGAUGUCUAACAGCAGACCACUGAGAAAGUGUGAGCUCCCCAUGGACCAAUGCUGCUCUGCCUCCAUCCCUUCUUCCUCUGUGUACUUUAGAAUCGCCACUUGAGCCGGCAUAGACUCAGAUCACUGGCUCAUUUCUACAGCCCGCUGCUAAGCUGCGCACACACAGUACCAGUGAGGUCACAUUCAUACAUACCAGUGUGUUCUACAACCUUAAGGUGUAUUCUCAUAAAAUAGCCUGUUGACCAUUAGCCAUGUUGGCGCUAAAUACAAUUUGCUAGCUAUGUGCGCAAUAAAGAUGCAAAUGUAUACACUACAACUAUGAGCAUUUAGCACACGAUAAAAUAUAUCAUAAAUAUCAAAAAUAGCGCGAUUUAUGAUGUUUUUUUGAAUGCGACUACUCUUUUCAGAGCUAAGGAAGUGUCCUCUGCCCUGUUUUAAUUUCAUUUAAGUUAAUUUCAGGUAAAAAUGACAGUGUCAUGUGUGGACGGUUUAAAUGUUACAUGCACAGUGUAUUUAGAGUAAAAGGAUGUUUGUUUUUUUUAAACAAAAUAGUAUUUUGUUGAAUGUGUCUUUACAGUUGUUGUACACUUUAUGUAUUGAUUUAUAUCGAAAAUGUGAUCCAUAUAAUUUCAAAGUAGUAUUUUAACACUGUAAUAAGAUAAGCAUUUUCAUGAAUAAUUCUUUGUUUCUCUUGUCUCUCAGUCUGUCUAUAUCAAUAUUUUGCUUUGAGUAUUUUUUUUUUCAGUUGGGUAGAUAAUACUCUACAGAUUCAGUAGCUUCCCUAGUACUGUAUCGAGUACUGUCAGAUCUAAUACUGUAACAUUACUCUGAACUGCGAUUUGGGCCACAUUCACAGAACAGUUAUUGAACAUUGCAGUUAGUUUUCCUCUGUUGACCAUGGUUAUGUGCACAGGCGGUUUCCUUUUUCCUUUCAGCUUUAUCUAAAGGACAGACUGGUAAUCAAACACCUGAAAAUCCUUUCAUAUAUUUUAUGUUGAUCUGAAAGUAAACAGACAAAAUUAACCAUGAACAUUUCAUUUUUUUUGGUCAAAGAUUAAAUACAAUGUGAUGUGGAAAAUGGUAACUGUAUUCACUUCUGAAUAAUUAUCAGACUAUUAUUUAGAUAUUUGUUUUAAAGUGGAUUUUAUUAGAUAAAAAAAAAACAUUUAUUUGUAGCGGAUUUAAACCCACGAAACAGUCAAAGCGGUUCCUUUUGUAUUAUUUUUGUAUUAUGUAUUAAUAUGACAAUACAAAAUUUUGCUGCAGACUCUACCCAGACCUUGACAGAUUAAAAUGAUUGAUAUCAAUGUUAUAAUAGAAUUCCAAUUUCAUCGCAUAUACAGUAUAACAGCUUUCAUACAUAUGACAUUGCUGCUCAUUUUAGCUGUUGCUCAGAGUAAAUUGAAGAAAUCCAUUCUGGCUGCAGUUUACAGGGUGAUUUAAACUCUGCUUUGAACAACCUUUUUAUAAGGUUCCGUCUUUCUUUAUUGGGAUGGUAUUUAUAAUUGCCAGUUUCAUUCAACUGGUUACAGUCUUGAUGUUUUAGUUCAUUAUAUUUAGCCUGUGACACAUGUACCUGCAUAGAACAUGAUGCUAUUUCACCUUCUGUGAAGGUAACUGGACUACCUACCUGAAUUGUCUAUCAUUUAUCAGAGGUAAAAAUAUUAGCGAUUGAAUUGUAUCCUAUCUACAUUAGACAUAAGUAAGUGCAAUCUUUGGAAUUAAUUAACUGAUAUCUGAAUUUUAUGCUUUUUAAAAGUGUCUUUUUUUUCUGAAACCAUGACAUUAACGUGUGUGAAAUGUUAGCUCUUAGACAUUUGUAUCUUUAUAAUUUGUAGGUUAUAUGUUUAUGUUGCAUGUAACAGCAUAUAAUAAUGUCGUAUUAAAGAAUGGAAAAGGAAAGUAAUGAAUGAAAACAGUCACAGUCAUUCUGCAAUGAAAAGGAGAGACGCUUCUACAGCAGGAUAUUCUUUUGUUGUCCACAAGAGGGCAGCAGUGAAAGAAGGCAGAAUGCAAAGUAAACGAUUGUAUGAAACGUCAAACUGAAAACAAAAAUCUACAAAAAUGUAUUAAAGUUCUUAUAUUUUCCCUUAA